This is a messenger RNA of Echinops telfairi (small Madagascar hedgehog), 2081 nucleotides long. RefSeq names its product fatty acid amide hydrolase (gene FAAH). Bases 1 to 1824 code for a protein of 607 amino acids. The record is from RefSeq and is a predicted model, not a curated record. Gene Ontology annotation, molecular function: amidase activity; fatty acid amide hydrolase activity. Gene Ontology annotation, biological process: fatty acid catabolic process. The transcript has 15 exons. Lineage: Eukaryota; Metazoa; Chordata; Mammalia; Afrosoricida; Tenrecidae.
AUGGCGCGCCCGCCGCCGCGCUGGUUCUGCAGCUUCCAGAGACGUUCGGCCCCUCGCGCUGCUCCUUCGCCAGCUCGUGGGAAGAAGUGGCCCCCGCCCUCCAAGGCCACACCGUCGCGGUCGAAAAAGCAGCCGAGAGAGGCAGGUGUCAGAGGCCCGCAGACACAGGUUGACCAGACGGUGGAUGCUGGCCUCGGCGUCGGCGGAGUCAUUCUGACAGAUCUGAGAGCUCACGAUUGGUCGGUCGGAGCCGAGCUAAAUAUAUUCCCCCAGAACCCUGACUUGGACUCAGAAGCGCUGCUGGCCCUGCCGCUGACACAGCUGGUGCAGAAGUUACGCAGUGGGGAGCUGUCUCCGGAAGCAGCACUUUUUACCUAUGUGGGAAAGGCCUGGGAAGUCAACAAACAGACCAACUGUGUGACCUCCUACUUGGCUGACUGCGAGACUCAACUGGCUUCGGCAGGCCCCAAGCGGGGCCUGCUCUAUGGCGUCCCCGUGAGCCUCAAGGAGUGUUUCAACUACAAGGGCCAGGACUCCACCCUAGGCUUGAGCAUGAACCAGGGGCUGCCCGCGGACUCUGACAGUGUGGUGGUCCAGGUGCUGAAGCUGCAGGGUGCUUUGCCCUUCGUGCACACCAAUGUCCCCCAGUCCAUGUUCAGCUUCGACUGCAGCAAUCCUCUCUUUGGCCAGACCACCAACCCAUGGAAGUGCUCCAAGAGCCCAGGGGGUUCCUCAGGGGGCGAGGGGGCCCUCAUUGCGGCUGGGGGCUCCCUCCUGGGCUUAGGCACUGACAUUGGUGGCAGCAUCCGCUUCCCUUCCGCCUUCUGCGGCAUCUGUGGCCUCAAGCCCACGGGGAACCGCCUCAGCAAAAAAGGCCUGAAGGGCUGUGUGGAUGGACAGGUGGCAGUACAACUCUCUGUUGGCCCCUUGGCCCGGGAUGUGGAGAGCCUGGCACUUUGUCUGCGGGCCCUGCUGAGUGAGGACUUGUUCCGUUUGGACCCCACCGUGCCUCCGGUGCCCUUCAGGGAGGAGAUCUACAGGAGCUCUCGGCCCCUGCGCAUAGGGUACUAUGAGACUGACAACUAUACCAUGCCCACCCCGGCCAUGAAGCGCGCAGUGCUGGAGACCAAAGAGCACCUUGAGGCAGCUGGCCACACACUGGUUCCCUUCCUGCCGAGCGACAUUCCCCGUGCCGUGGAGAGGCUGACCAUAGGCGGACUGUUCAGUGAUGGCGGUCACCAGUUCCUGCAGAACUUCAAAGCUGAUUUUGUGGACCCCUGCUUGGGGGACCUGACCUUAGUUCUGAGGCUGCCCAAUUGGCUUAAAGGACUGCUGGUUUUCCUGCUGAAGCCACUGCUCCCCAGGUUGGCAGCUUUUCUCAGCAGCAUGAGGUCUCGGUCUGUGGGACAGCUCUGGGAACUGCACCGGGAGAUAGAGAUGUACCGCAACGCCGUGAUUGCCCAGUGGAGGGCGCUGGACCUGGAUGUACUGCUGACCCCCAUGCUGAGCCCUGCUCUGAACUUGAAUGCCCCAGGCAGGACCUCUGGGGCCAUCAGCUACACUGCGCUCUACAACUGCCUGGACUUCCCUGCCGGGGUGGUGCCUGUCACCAGGGUGACUGCUGAGGACGAGGCCCAGAUGCAACAGUACCCAGGCCACUUUGGGGAUAUCUGGGACUGGAUAUUUCGGAAGGGAAUGAAGAACAGCGUGGGGCUGCCCGUGGCAGUGCAGUGCGUGGCUCUGCCCUGGCAGGAGGAGCUGUGUCUGCGGUUCAUGCUCGAGGUGGAGCAGUUGCGGCCGCAGGACAAGUGGACGUCUUGUUGACCGAGCCUGCCAGCUUCCCCGGUGCUGGACGACCUGAGGCCUAGCCUAGUGGGCACAGCUCUGGCCCCUUCCCAAGGACAGGGCCGGCCUGGAGGCCGAAACGACCCCAGUCCCCUGCCCCACAAGCCCCCUGAAGCGAGCCAGAGAUCCCCUGAGUCUGGUCCCCUCUCUCUGUCCGAGCUCCCCCGUGUGGUGGCCAGUGGGUACGACAUGGACAGAGGCCCGCCAACGAGAAGAAACUGUUGUUGAUCAGUGUA